UCGAGUGAAAUCGGAAAAGCCCAAGCUAAAACACACAAGCACCAAAAUGAAGUUCAUCCUGUUCUGUGCUGCUCUCGCUGUUCUCUUGGCCGUGGGUCAGUGCGAUCCGGACUUCAGGCAGAUAAUGCAGCAGUGCAUGCAGUCCACCCAGGUGACCGAAACCGAUCUCAAGGAUUUCAUGGCCAGCGGAAUGCAGAGCACGGCCAAGGAGAACAUGAAGUGCUACACCAAGUGCCUGAUGGAGAAGCAGGGCCACCUCACCAACGGCCAGUUCAACGCCCAGGCUCUGCUCGACACUCUGAAGAAUGUGCCGCAGAUCAAGGACAAGAUGGACGAGAUCACCUCGGGGGUGAAUGCCUGCAAGGACAUCAAGGGCACCAACGACUGCGACACGGCCUUCAAGGUGACCAUGUGCCUCAAGGAGCACAAGGCCAUACCAGGAAAUCACUAGGCCCCCAUUGGCAUUGCAUUCGCCAUCAACAGUUGAUUAGCUCAAUUUCUGCGCACCUCAGGUGAAUGUUGUGAAAUAAAGUGGUUCAAGUUGCACUAAAGCAAAAA
Drosophila elegans is the source of this 558-nucleotide messenger RNA. It is a transcript of the gene Obp56h, whose product is annotated as general odorant-binding protein 56h. The transcript is spliced from 2 exons. NCBI's taxonomy places the organism in Eukaryota, Metazoa, Arthropoda, Insecta, Diptera, Drosophilidae. Bases 47 to 451 code for a protein of 134 amino acids. Gene Ontology annotation, molecular function: odorant binding. Gene Ontology annotation, biological process: sensory perception of smell. The record is from RefSeq and is a predicted model, not a curated record.